Molecule: messenger RNA, 1986 nt
Organism: Penicillium concentricum
Lineage: Eukaryota; Fungi; Ascomycota; Eurotiomycetes; Eurotiales; Aspergillaceae
Product: Zn(II)2Cys6 transcription factor
Exons: 3
Coding region: 1-1986 (661 amino acids)
Biological process (GO): DNA-templated transcription; positive regulation of transcription from RNA polymerase II promoter by galactose
Cellular component (GO): nucleus
Molecular function (GO): DNA-binding transcription factor activity, RNA polymerase II-specific; zinc ion binding; RNA polymerase II cis-regulatory region sequence-specific DNA binding
Source: RefSeq, a predicted model, not a curated record
AUGACAGAAGCAUCCAAGACCAAGCGGCGCCGAAAUCGGGUCCCCAUCUCCUGUUUCAGUUGCCGAACACUGAAGACUAAAUGCGAUGGUGCACGGCCAGUAUGCUCUACGUGCGCCAACAAUGGUCGUGAAUGUACUUUUGUUCCGCAGGGCAUAGCGAAGGGUACUAGCACCAUGGUACUGGUCAAGGAAGACUAUUUACGUACACUAGAAAAGCAUUUCGAAUCGGUCAAGAGCGCGGUAAUUGAUUCUACGCCCGAUACAACAAUAGACUCUGGGCCUUCUGCUGCUGUUCAAGAUCAGCAGGCAUCAGACCCGACUUGCUCCCUAUCCUCGACUGUGACUCCCAAUACAAAAACCCUUUCGUCGACGGCGAUAGCAGUCGAUUCUAACGUGUCAAUUGGGUGUACCUCAUUUACUCGGUCGAUUCUGAACAGUCUUCAUGACCACAAUUCCCUAGAAGGUCAAUCCGAGAUGUCUGGUGGCGAGACCCCCGCGAAGCAAUCCUACCUGACAUUGGAGGAUCUAUAUAUCCUACCAGACAAUACACCGGAGGUUUUGGAUCGAUAUUUUACUCUUCGGAACAUCAUUGCACCUUUGUUUCACGAGCCCACCGUGAGGCCGAUUUUCAAUGCCGCGCUACGUUGCCCCCCGGAAGAGAGACAUCUGCAUCGGUCCUCAUUCAUUCUCCUGAAUAUGAUCCUUGCUAUUUGUGCUUCCCACUGGCUGCUUGAUGUUGAUGAAAACAAUCGCACGGCACGAAAACAUCAUGAUAUUGCGAUGACACUUCUACAGCCUACCAUGUUGCGUGAUUGGACCCUGGAACAUGUUCAAGCUCUGCUUCUGGGCGCCAGAUAUCUCCAAGGCACGAACCGUGUUGCGGAAUGCUGGAAUACGCUUGGUCUGGCUAUUCGAAUCGCUCAUGGCUUGCGUCUACAUCAAGAACCGCAUGCGUCAGACCCACCCCCGUUGCGUGAAACUAAACGGAGAGUUUGGUACUCUAUCUACAUGCUUGAUAUGCAUUGGAGCAUGAUAUACGAGCGUCCAGCAGCUACCCGAUCCUCUGAAUUUUCCGUAUGCGUACCCGAAGAUCUCGAUGAUGUCUGUAUCCAGGCAGACAGGGUGCUCUAUCCGACGCCCAGGCUGCCAUCGUUCCUCUCCUUUUUUCUUCAAAAUAUCAAGUUGUAUCGUAUAGUUGAAAAGACAUUGGCCCACUUAUCAGAGCGCAGACACGAGCGGAGAGAAAAGGCAGAGAUGGUGAUGUCUCUUGAUGAAGACUACCAGACAUGGCUCCGAGAGCGUCCAGCACAUCUCAUUCUCAAUACUCAGGACCCCCCGGAGCCGGUAUGGAUCCUUGCAUUGCGUGGUAAUAUGGUUUGUAUAUUAAUUCAUCGACAAUCGCUGGCUACGACUUUGCACGAGAGAGACAAACCCGGGCCCAUUGAGGAGUCCACGGUCUAUCAUAUUUUGCGUUCAAGUCAGAGAAUCUGCAUAAAUGCCGCGAUAGAUUCGAUUGAUGUCGUCGCCUUGAGGCACGAACACACAAAAGAGUCAAUAGGCCUUGACUGGUUCAAUGUCUACUACUUAUUCAAUGCCGUGAUAGCCUUGGUCUCGUAUAUAAUCAAUCCGUCCUACACCCAUGACCCACCUAUCCUUGAGAAAAUGGAAAAGGCACUCCAUAUGAUCAAAUCAAUGUCGAGAAACCAUUCUUUCGCCCAACGGGCCCACUCUUUUCUACGGCAACUCAUCGAGUACAUGCAUCCACCCCAGGUUCCACAAGAGCGAAGAUCGGAUUUCCACACGCAGACAGAGCCGCGAGCAGCUGCCGGAACCUCUGAUAUGUCCGUUGAUUUAAGCACAUUGUUUGACAUGGCACAGAAUCUCACGGGCCAUUUAGAGUCCCAGCUAGGAGAUUUCGACUGUCAGGGGUUAUCUGAGCCAAUGUGGACCUUUAAUGAAGAAGCACCAUUUGAUUAUUUCCCGUAG